AUGGCGGCCGAUCCGUCCGACGAACCGCCCCGGCAAGACGCGCCGCCCGAGGACACGCCCCGGGACCCCGACGCGGCCGACGCGGCCGCCCUCGAGCAGGCGCGGAAGUUCCUCGGCGACGAGAGCGUCCGGAACGCGAGCGUGGAGAAGAAGACCGAGUUCCUCAAGAGCAAGGGGUUCACCCGCGAGCAGCUCGAGCGGCUGUCUGGGGAGCUCGAGCCGCAGCCGCACCAGCACCAGCACGCCGCCGACGCGGCCCCGAGCGACGAGAAGGAGGCGAGGCAGGCGUGGCAGGAGAAAGAAGUGGCCCGGCAAGCGGCCCCCGCCGCCACCGCCUCGGACGACGCCUCGGAGUCCGCGAGCGAGCCCGACCUCCUCACCCCGCCGACGACGGCGGCGACGUCCCCGACGAGCGGCGGCCCCGCACCCAUCAUCACGUACCCGGAGUUCUUGACGAAGGCGGCGCGGCCGCCGCCGCUCAUCACGCCGUCGCGGCUCGGAAACAUCCUGGCCGUCUCGGGCAGCGUCUGGGCGCUGCUCUACGGCACGGCGCGGUUCGCCGUCGGGCCGAUGGUCGACGCGCUGAACGACGCGCGGGGCGACUACUAUGCGCACGUGGGCGAGCGGCUGGGCGACCUGGUCGAGCGACUCGAGGGCGCCGCGAGCGAGGUCCCGUACCCGGCGGGGCGGCCGCUGCUGCUGCUGUCGCGGCGGCGGUCCAGCGCCGAGUUCUCCGACGCCACGGGCGAUUGCUACGACGAGCAGAGCACCUUCAGCGACCCGACGGAGCUCUUCCACCGCGACAUCGGCACGCAGACGUCGCCGGUGCUGCGGCCCGCCGACUCUGCCGCCGGCGCCGGCGCGUCCGCGUCCGCGUCCGGCCGCCGCCGCGACAGCAGCGCCAGCACCCGCCGCACCGAGAUCUCGGUCGACAGCCAGGUGCGGCGGCUGGCGGCGGUGCGCGCGUCGCUGCGCGAGCUCGGCGACAUGAGCACGCGGCGGGCCGAGGCGUCGGCGGACCUGCACGGGCUGCUGCGCGAGAUCCGCGACGACGUGGACGCGCUGGGCAGCGGGGGGCCCGGCGCCGUCGCCGACUUCUCCUCCCUGUACGGCCGGGGCGCCGUGACGGACCCGGACGACGAGGUCAAGCGCGCCAAGGACGCGAUCCGCAGCGUCAAGGGCAUGUUCCUGAGCGCGAGGAGCUUCCCGGCCGCCGCCGCGGGCGCCAGAUAG
This is a messenger RNA of Durotheca rogersii, 1233 nucleotides long. RefSeq lists its product as uncharacterized. NCBI's taxonomy places the organism in Eukaryota, Fungi, Ascomycota, Sordariomycetes, Xylariales, Xylariaceae. The transcript has a single exon. The record is from RefSeq and is a predicted model, not a curated record. The coding region runs from base 1 to 1233 and encodes 410 amino acids.